Molecule: messenger RNA, 1078 nt
Organism: Diabrotica balteata
Lineage: Eukaryota; Metazoa; Arthropoda; Insecta; Coleoptera; Chrysomelidae
Source: the annotation of a GenBank genome assembly
CUAGGCCUGACCUGCGAACAUUUAGCGAAAUCACAUUGUUCUUAAAUAAGCAGGUUAUCCAUUGAGACGUAGCAAUUGACGUUAAACUUACGCUGUGGGUAUUGUUUGUCGAAGAGUAUGACGACGAAAAGUCUGAAGAAUCUUUCUGAAGUGUCUAAAGAAGAGCAGCAAACAUUUAUUGAUAGUUUUGAUUAUGUUUUGACAGAUUUAGAUGGCGUGUUGUGGUUGUUAUGGAAACCAUUCCCGGAUGCUGUAGAAUGCAUUGAUAAUCUUAGAAAGUUAAGAAAACAAAUUGGCUUUAUAACAAAUUACACAGGUGCACCUGUACCUGUUUUAUUCGAAAGACUGCAGAACAAUAAACUAUCACAAAAUAUAGAAGAAAUGGUUAAUCCUUAUAUGGCGGUAACAGCUCAUUUAAAAAAGAUAAACUUUCAGAAGAAACUGUAUGUGGUAGGUAGUAAACAGUAUAAAGAACAAUUAAGAAAGGAUGGAUUUAAUGUUGCUGACGACCCUCCGCAAGAGAUAGAAGAAACUGUGAAAGGCAUAUUUGAGAACAUUCAGGAUGACGAAGAGAUCGGAGCUGUUCUUUACGAUUUUGACAUAAAUUUAACUUAUAUGAAGCUGCAAAAAGCUCUAACUUACUUAAAAAGAAAAGAUUGUUUAUUUUUUGUAGCAGCAGCUGACAAAACUCUCCCCGUGGGACCAUUAGGACCAUUAAUAGGUAAUAAAUUUUUUUACAUGUCUUUAUGCGAGAUAAGUGGAAGACAACCAAUGCAAUUGGCAAAACCAUCACAUCAUUACAAUGAAUACGUAGUCGAAAAAUUAAAUGUAACUGAUCCAAAACGAACACUUUUUAUUGGAGAUGUGAUCAACGAGGAUAUGGGAUUUGGUACGGUAGGUGGAUACCAAAAACUUCUCGUUCUUAGUGGUACUACAAAAAUGGAUGAUAUUAAAGAGUGGAAGCACCCAGAAGAGUACAAACCUACGUAUUAUAUUCAGAAUAUAAGCGAACUAAAUAAGAUUAUAAAAACUGUACAUAAAUUAUGACAAUUUUAUUUGAAAUAAAUAUAUUUUUUAC